Molecule: messenger RNA, 1413 nt
Organism: Diversispora eburnea
Lineage: Eukaryota; Fungi; Glomeromycota; Glomeromycetes; Diversisporales; Diversisporaceae
Source: the annotation of a GenBank genome assembly
AUGGAUUCUUAUUCUUAUUCUCCCAUUAACACCGAUAAUUGUCUUACCUUUGAAAAAGUUAGACUAUGGAGUUUUGAACAAGUUACAAAUUGCCCAAAUUCUGCAUCAAAAGUGGGAUCAAUAUCACCAUCACAAACAUCUAUUGAAUCUUCAAUUAUGUCAAUUGAAAGUGUUAAAUCGCGCUGUAUUAAAGUUAUUGGACAAGAUCAAACAUGUACAAUUCCUAUAAAUGAUAUUAGCGAUGCUAAAUCUAUUUUAACUAGAGUGUUACAAAAAUUUAAUAUCAAUGAAGAUGUUGAAAGAUAUUCUUUAUUUACUACUACACGAUGUAUAACCGAUGAAGAAUUAGUUCAAAUUUGUAAGAGUUCAGAUAGACCUGAAAGAGAAAGAUUAAUUUUAAGGAAGAAACAUAUUCAAAUGAGUCAUGAAGAAAUACAAAAACAAUUGAGAUAUAAAAAAUUAGCAAAUUUCUUUGGUGAAAAACCUCCCACUACUCCUCAAGCUCCUCAAGUGGGAAUAUCUCAUAAGAAAUUACGUAACUUCUUUGGACAACGACCUCCUUCCGAAUUAAUUUCUCUAAAUUUAACUGAAUUCUUUCCUGGUCAUGAUAGUGAAGAAUUAGAACGUAGUGCAAGAAAUUCUAUUAGAAGAGCUUCUCGACUUUCCGCUGCUUCGAGAUAUUCUAAAACAAAAAGUAGACAAUCAGGAAAUUCAGUCUUAAAAUGGAUAAAAGGUUCUUUAAUUGGAAUGGGUUCAUUUGGUAGUGUAUAUCUUGGGCUUAACGCUAUAACUGGUGCAUUGAUGGCUGUUAAACAAGUGGAAUUACCUACUGGUCAAUCUUCCAAUGAAGAACGUAAAAAAUCAAUGUUGGAUGCUUUACAACGAGAAAUCACUUUGUUGAAAGAAUUACAUCAUGAUCAUAUCGUCCAAUAUCUAGAAUAUGUUCCUGGUGGAUCAGUUAGUACAAUGAUAAAUAAUUACGGUCCAUUAGAAGAAACUUUGGUUCGAUCUUUUGUACGUCAAAUUCUUUCUGGAUUAAGUUAUCUUCAUGAUAAAGAAAUCAUUCAUCGUGAUAUUAAAGGAGCUAAUAUUUUGGUUGAUGAAAAGGGAGGAAUAAAGAUUUCCGAUUUUGGUAUUUCAAAAAAAGUCGAAGAUCCUACAUCAUCUCAUAGACCUUCAUUACAAGGUUCAGUAUUUUGGAUGGCACCUGAAGUUGUAAAACAAACAGCUUAUACUAGUAAAGCUGAUAUAUGGAGUUUAGGAUGUUUGAUUGUAGAAAUGUUUACAGCAAGAGAAUUCUUGAAGAAAACUUUUGAAUUAAAUCAUGAUGAUAGACCUGCAGCUAAAGUACUUUUGGCUCAUCCAUUUGCUUUAUCAACUUCAGUUAAAUCUGGCACAACUUCAUCUCCAUAA